Colletotrichum navitas is the source of this 600-nucleotide messenger RNA. RefSeq lists its product as uncharacterized. Gene Ontology annotation, biological process: GABA catabolic process. The coding region runs from base 1 to 600 and encodes 199 amino acids. Lineage: Eukaryota; Fungi; Ascomycota; Sordariomycetes; Glomerellales; Glomerellaceae. The record is from RefSeq and is a predicted model, not a curated record. The transcript is spliced from 4 exons. Gene Ontology annotation, molecular function: succinate-semialdehyde dehydrogenase (NAD+) activity.
AUGGCUGGCUCAUCAGACCAUCAUUUUGUUGAGAAUCUAGAGAACGGCAAGACCUUUGCUCAGGUGAAGGGUGAGGUGGUCCGCGCCGCAUCUAUUCAUCUCGUCAUUUGCCGAAGAGGCGGCACGCUCAUGCAGCGAAACCAUCCCGUCAUCGUGCUUCGAGACCCAUGUGAUAAGCACAAGAGCCCUCCCGGAUCCUCCGGUAUCCGACUGAGACAUAGACAAAAGUGUUCCGACGGGUUGCUUGUUCACGAGAAAGUCCAAUACGAGCUCAUCAAGAAGCUAGCCCGGCGCGUAGAAGGGUACAGGCCCGGCCAAGGCAUCAACGAAAGUGCCAUUCAGGGCCCUAUCGUCAACGCCGCCGCCGUCCAGAAGCUUGACGCCCUCGUGAAGGGUGCGCCUGAGAUAGGCGCCGUUAUUCACACUGGCGACAAGUUCCUGGAAGAUUUGAAAAUAUACUCCUACGAGCCUACAUUCAUUAGGUCAACACCGGGCCUGAUUAGCGCGGCCGGAUCGCCGAUUGGUGAUGUGAAUGGAAGUGGACUCGGUCGCGAGGCAGCAAGUAUGGUCUGGCAGAGUACCACAACAUCAAGUCCGUGA